AUGGGACAAGAAACAAGAAGACUGGCAGAUGAGUAUGAGAUAUCAGAGAUUUUAGGCAGAGGAGGAUUCUCUGUAGUGAGAAAAGGCAUCAGCAGAAAAUCAGGCAGCAGUGACAAAAACAAUGUGGCAAUCAAGACCCUCAAAAGGCCAUUUGGACCAUCAAACCCUCCGCCCGGCAGAUCGGGUGCCGGUGAUCAUCAGAAAAGCUUUGCUGCUGCUUUCCAAGCCCGGAAGCAGGUGUCCAUAUCAAACGUCUUGCUCACAAAUGAAAUCUUGGUCAUGAGGAGAAUAGUUGAAAAUGUCUCACCACACCCAAAUGUCAUUGACCUCUAUGAUGUGUAUGAGGAUGAAAAUGGGGUCCACCUUGUGUUGGAGCUUUGCUCUGGGGGUGAACUGUUUGAUAGGAUUGUGAAGCAAGAAAGGUAUUCUGAGGCUGGAGCUGCAGCUGUGGUAAGGCAGAUUGCUCAAGGCUUAGCAGCUCUUCACAAGUCCAAUAUUGUUCACAGGGACUUGAAGCCAGAGAACUGCCUGUUCUUGAAUAAUACUGAUGAUUCUUCUUUGAAGAUUAUGGAUUUUGGGCUCAGUUCUGUGGAGGAGUUUACUGAUCCUGUUGUUGGGUUGUUUGGUUCCAUAGAUUAUGUCUCACCAGAGGCUCUUUCUCAGGGACAAGUCACUUCUAAGAGUGAUAUGUGGGCUCUGGGUGUAAUCUUGUAUAUCCUUCUCUCUGGGUACCCACCUUUUAUUGCUCAGUCGAAUCGGCAAAAGCAACAGAUGAUAAUGGCUGGAGAAUUCAGUUUCUAUGAGAAAACUUGGAAGGGCAUUUCUUUGUCAGCAAAGCAAUUAAUUUCGGAUCUCCUUAAAGUUGACCCUGACAAGAGACCUAGUGCUCAAGAGCUUCUGGACCAUCCAUGGGUUGUAGGUCUUUCAGCCAGAGAAGAUCAAAUGGAUGCUGAGAUUGUGUCACGAUUGCAGAGUUUUAAUGCUCGGCGAAAACUCCGUGCUGCAGCAAUAGCUAGUGUGUGGACCAGCUCGAUUUUCUUAAGGACGAAGAAGCUAAAAUCACUACUAGGUUCCCACGACCUUAAACCGGAUGAAAUCCAGAAACUGAGUUUACAUUUCAAGAAAAUAUGCGUAAAAGGUGACAAUGCUACUCUAUCUGAAUUUGAGGAGGUGCUGAAAGCAAUGAACAUGUCGUCAUUAGUCCCUUUGGCACCCCGGAUCUUUGACCUAUUCGACAACAAUCGUGAUGGAACAGUUGACAUGCGAGAGAUCCUCUGUGGGUUCUCUAGUCUCAAGAAUUCACAAGGAGAUGAUGCACUCCGCCUGUGCUUCCAGAUGUACGAUACGGAUCGGUCUGGAUGCAUCAGUAAAGAAGAAGUGGCAUCUAUGCUCAGGGCUUUACCAGAUGACUGCCUUCCAGCUGAUAUCACUGAACCUGGGAAAUUGGAUGAAAUAUUUGAUCGCAUGGAUGCAAACAGUGAUGGACAAGUUACCUUUGAUGAGUUCAAGGCUGCCAUGCAGAGAGACAGCUCUCUCCAAGAUGUAGUCCUCUCCUCUCUUCGACCAUUAUAG
Prunus armeniaca (apricot) is the source of this 1572-nucleotide messenger RNA. The record is from the annotation of a GenBank genome assembly. NCBI's taxonomy places the organism in Eukaryota, Viridiplantae, Streptophyta, Magnoliopsida, Rosales, Rosaceae.